Messenger RNA from Rhodofomes roseus, 1614 nucleotides. Its product is annotated as SET domain-containing protein. Gene Ontology annotation, cellular component: nucleus. Gene Ontology annotation, biological process: peptidyl-lysine monomethylation. NCBI's taxonomy places the organism in Eukaryota, Fungi, Basidiomycota, Agaricomycetes, Polyporales, Fomitopsidaceae. The transcript is spliced from 9 exons. Gene Ontology annotation, molecular function: protein-lysine N-methyltransferase activity. Bases 1 to 1614 code for a protein of 537 amino acids. The record is from RefSeq and is a predicted model, not a curated record.
AUGAACGCGGUGAUGCUUGAAACCAUACAAACACUCUUACAAUGGUCUGCGGACAACCAACUGCAAUUACAGCCUUCACUGCGAAUACAGUUCAGCACGGCCUCGGGCAUUGCUGUGUUCUCCGAGACUUUCAUUGGCAAAAACGACAUAAUCGCUUCAAUACCCAAAGCCGGCAUCCUCUCGACGAAAUCUACUUCUCUGGCUGAGAAGAUCCCACCGGCACCGUACGGCCUCGGUGCACAGCUUGCAUUGUCUCUUGCGGUGUGCCAUGAACUUGCGCAGGGAACCGCGUCACGCUGGCACGGGUACCUGCAAUCCCUACCGCCAAGCACCGUUCCCAUAGCACUUCUUUGGGGAAACAGCGAUGCGCUCGACUCACCCUCGGACGGUGAAGAAGCAAAAGGUUGGAUUGCUGGCACCGAGGUCGAACGGAUGGUACGCGGGGAACAGGGCCAAGAUCCCCUGGACGAGAUAUACCAAUAUUACUAUUCAGUCGCCCGACCUCUGUUGCCCGAGUCAUGCAUGAUCUCACAUUUCCUCCACGCAUACUCUCUCGUAAGUUCGCGCGCUUUUAUGGUCGAUGCCUAUCAUGGGCUAUCCAUGGUCCCAAUCGCUGAUGCGUUCAAUCAUACUACGGAGAACCACGUCCAUCUAGAGUGCGACUACGAUGUGUGCCCCCUCUGUGGCUCCUUCGCAGAAUGUCCACACGAUCGCGAAGACGCUCCGUCAUCAUCCAGCGAACCCAUGGACUGGCAGUCGCCUUCCGUUGCCUCCGUCCCCGAUACGUGCGAUAUGGUUGCCAACAGACCCAUCCCAGCCUUCAGCGAAGUCUUCAACACGUAUGGCUCUCGCAAGAGCAACGCGUCGCUGCUCGCAUGGUAUGGCUUCGCCCUCGACGAGAACGAGAACGACUCUGUCGGUUGGGAUUUCGCGGAGGUCGCUCAAGCAUUCGGGAGUGACGAGUCGUCAUCGGUGCAGCUAUCAGAACAACUGUACAAAAGGAUCCUACACGCUUGGUUGUCCACUCUUGGAUCUAUGGUCGCAGAAGACAGCAGGCUGGUGUAUAGGUCCGAUCUAGACGACGCUGAACAGAGGGAGUUCGCUGGGCCGUCGACGGUGCUGUGCAUCAACAGUGACGCUCAGAUAAGCGUUUAUUUGUGGGUAUAUCUGGCUAUAUGCGCUGCAUUCGAGGCAACGGGAAGCUUUCAAUCGGAGGAAAAGGAGGUUCUGGGAUUUGAAUACAUCGAGAGGCUCGUUGCGCUCCUUGGAGCGAUUAUAGGCCAACAAGUUUUCCUGGAGAAGGCGUUGGGAGCGGAAGGUGUUGAACUUAACAUGGCCGGCAAUCCGGCUGACGAGACCCAGAGCUUGGCUGGCCGUGUUUUGUCAAGGAUAGCGGAGUUAGCGGUCACACUCUGCCGACGCAGAAUAUCUAGCAUGGGGAAACAUCAGGACCUCAGUACAGCACAACUGGGAGAGAUGCUAGACAACGUUCCUGAGAGUAGACCGAAGACACGCCUGGCGCUCGCACAAGUUCUCGCGGAGAGGGCUAUGCUUGAGGGUUGUCAGGCGGACUGGCAAGAGUUGCGCGAUGCCCUAGAGGAGGAUUCUAGUUGA